Penicillium salamii is the source of this 792-nucleotide messenger RNA. The record is from the annotation of a GenBank genome assembly. Lineage: Eukaryota; Fungi; Ascomycota; Eurotiomycetes; Eurotiales; Aspergillaceae.
AUGGAUUGUAUGGCCGCGCUUACAUCGUCAAGUCACGUGACCGAGGCUGCCGCAGCGAAAAGAAAGACUAUCAUCCGUCCGACCAACGCAAUUCCCGGGGAAACCAAGAUCACAACCAUGCAGGCUCCACGCAUUGCUAAUCGCCUGAGAGGGCUGGCUAUUGCCGAAUUGCCUCCUCCAUACCUUGCGCCCUUCCUUCAUCGCUCCGUGACCUUGUCGUCGGUCCAAACCUCCAGCUUUUCUUCCACUGCCCCCGUCGGCGCCAACCCUCGACGCGACAAGAGUAAAAACCGUGGUGUAUCAGCCAUCAAAAGAACCGGUCCACGAACCCCAUUCGUUGCCUCGCGGUGGCCAUUGCCCAAGCCCGUCGCUGAGAAAGAUUUGCAGCGUCGGGAGACAAAUCCCAACCACGGACUCUGGGCCUUCUUCCCUCCUACCCGGGAGUCACUGCCACUCCCAGAGUAUGAUAACGCAUAUGGUCGCUCAUGGGGUAUCCAAGAACUCCGCGAAAGGAGCUGGGAGGACCUCCACGCAUUGUGGCAUGUCUGCGUCCGGGAGCGCAACCGUAUCAUGACAUCGGACCUGGAACGAACCCGAGUCAGGGCCGGUUACGGUGAUUACGAGUCUCAGGAACGGGACAAGGUGAUCAAGAGCACCAUGAAGAACAUGAAGCACGUUCUCCGUGAGCGCUGGUAUGCCUACGAGGACGCUACACGCCUUUACGAACGCGGAUACCGUCCUGAAAACUUCUAUGGGCUCGAGGAGUCUGAGCAGGAGGCCGCAGCCCAAUAA